Molecule: messenger RNA, 717 nt
Organism: Exophiala oligosperma
Lineage: Eukaryota; Fungi; Ascomycota; Eurotiomycetes; Chaetothyriales; Herpotrichiellaceae
Exons: 3
Coding region: 1-717 (238 amino acids)
Source: RefSeq, a predicted model, not a curated record
AUGAUUUAUAAACUCGAGAGGUUCGACCGCAGUGAGGUUACCGAACCCAUGCUGAAGCAAGCUGCGGUCCUCUUCAAUGAACACUACGGAGUCUGGGGGAGCGAUCCGACGAAGCUUCAGGCAUUGCCCAAACCAGGCAGCAGGGUCAAGAUGAGCCCCCAGCGGCUUCGAGCCCAGUGCCUUCCCGACGGCGUCGAUUGCCUCUACGUAAAGGCCACGGUCGACGGUGAAGUCGCAGGAAAUGUAUUCGCCUGUCGCUGGAAGGUACAAGAGAAAGUCGUAUGCUGGGUCACUCAGCUCGUUGUGCACACCAAAUUUCGAGGACGAAGCCUCGCGGUCAGCCUGGUCAACUUUCUGAGGCAACCUGAUGAUAAUAUCUACGGUAUCAUGAGCUCACACCCUCUUGCAUGUCUCGCAGCUGCGAAAGCCUUUAGAAGUGGCAUCAAUUCGCUCUCCUCCGAAUUCAUUCGCGACCACGCAUCCAAUGUCAUGAAGCUGUCGCCAGUCGACUACAUCCAAACAGCCAGACUUCGGGGCAGUCUGUUCGAUGAACGCGACUCCACUGGCGCUGUGUCUUCAGUAUUCACCAAUUUCUUUGUUGACCAUGCAGAACCACUCCGGGCAUUGGAUUUGGUUCGAAAGAAUCUACAUUGGCCUCUGGGAGAGCUGCUUGAAGGACACGAGUUUCUCCUCAUGAUCGAGGCGCGGGCUAGGUAG